Molecule: messenger RNA, 675 nt
Organism: Zychaea mexicana
Lineage: Eukaryota; Fungi; Mucoromycota; Mucoromycetes; Mucorales; Lichtheimiaceae
Exons: 1
Coding region: 264-500 (78 amino acids)
Molecular function (GO): protein binding
Source: RefSeq, a predicted model, not a curated record
CCGGAUUUUAAGAGUAUUAAGGCAGUGCUAACUGUGGUGCAUGGUUUUGGGAUAAGGAAUCACACACCCCUUUCUCCUCUUUUUUUUAUAUAUUAUAUCCCUCUUUACUGCUCUGUCUAACUUUCACACGAUUCACUCCUCAUUGUCCCUUAUAUUCUUUCUUUUUCUUUUCUUCCAACUCUAAUACUUAUUAAACGGUUCUUUUUUGACCUUCUAUUACCACUAUCACUACUACUAUUUUUUUUGUCUGUUAUUAUGAAACAAUGAAGUCUUGUCUUUCAUUCGACUUUCUCACGCCCAAUCUCGAUCAACAACAUACAGCACGACUUUGGAUACAAGCCGUCCUGCAAGUCCAGUUACCCGAUUCCGACGAUUUAUAUACAAGUCUUAGAGAUGGUGUAUUUUUGUGCAAGUUAGUGCUCGACUACGCCCCUUCUUUUUUGUUUUUUUUUUGCUCUACUAAAAAGAGAGUGUGUGUGCGAGGUCAUCGUUUGGAUUAAACGAAUGGAGUUGUUGUUGGAAGGAACAGGGUGGAACAAUAUCAUUUUGACACGGAUUUCCGCGCGGGUGGGUUUGGUUUGGUUUCGGGGUGAUACACACAAACGCCCGGAAAAUAGGCGAAUAACUCAUCGACCAAACAAACUUUUUUUGCUUUUGCAUGAAUUUCCUUUAUCA